Molecule: messenger RNA, 879 nt
Organism: Cimex lectularius (bed bug)
Lineage: Eukaryota; Metazoa; Arthropoda; Insecta; Hemiptera; Cimicidae
Exons: 5
Coding region: 1-621 (206 amino acids)
Source: RefSeq, a predicted model, not a curated record
AUGACCGCUAGGUACCAUUUUCACAGAGACUUUCACAUCUCCAACGUAAAUCAAGUUUUUAAACGAACUAAUGAACGCUGCUACAACGACCAGCCUCACAACCCUACUGCUUGGCAGGAGAGAAAUUUGACAAUCAGCCUUCACCGAGGUUACGAGGCUACGACAGGAUCAGUUACUACCGAAAACAUCGUUAAACCCCGUGUUUGUGCGCAAUAUAUUCUUUUCAAUUGCCGUUGUCAAGUAAGCAUUCGGUAUCAAACGUCUGAAUCCGCCGGAGACAGUGGGGCCCUGCCUAGUCGAAGAAAGAAGAGGACAACUGUUGCCGAAUUGCUUGAUCCCGUACCGAGACACGUUGUGGAAACGAGGGAGAAAACAAGAGGACAAGACGCGAGACAGCAUUUGACAGGAUCGCAUGACACGUGGAGAUGCUUCAAACUUGGGUGCAAGGCGAAAAUGGCGCUAAGAAGUAACACAUAUCUAUCUGGCUCAAGACCAUAUUCGACCACCGUGCUCUUCAUAUAUGCUUGGGCAUACGAAAUGAUGAAUGACGAAACUUGGCAAGACCUUAUAACUGCAGACACUGAGAUGGAAGGUUUUGAUUUUUUGACGAUAAUCUUGUGACCAGCGAAACUUCAAUACUGGAGACCGUGACUGAAGAUCAUCUCAGGUCAUCGAAAGUUGAUGAAGAAGAGGAUGAUGAUAUACCUGUAAAAAUCGCGCGAAAUCAACCGACGUAUUGGAUGCGAUCAAAACACUUCGCAUUUUUCCUGCAACACCGGCAUAAAUGAAGAAACCUUCAACAAAAUAAACGGAUUGGAAAAUUUCGUGUUCAAAAAAUCUGUUGACUGUUAAAAACAAAUUGUGAUUACAUAUUUUUGU